CUCCCUUUCUUAGCCGCUCACACACCUGGACCAUGGACCCUGGGGAAUGCACGUGUAUGUCUGGAGGGAUCUGCAUCUGCGGAGAUAAUUGCAAAUGCACAACCUGCAGCUGUAAAACCUGUCGUAAAAGCUGCUGUCCCUGCUGUCCCCCAGGCUGUGCCAAGUGUGCCCGGGGCUGCGUCUGCAAAGGAGGCUCAGACAAGUGCAGCUGCUGUCCCUGAAACCCACCUAUGGCACCGGGAGAGAUCCUGGGAAGUGACUGACGACACAGUACCUGAGUCAAGUGAUUGAAUUUGUAUAAUAAGUUGUGCUUUUUAUAUGUGUGCCCAGAUGCGGGGUGGGUGACGUCCAUGUAAAGUUCUUGGAGUAAUAAAGUUUCCAUUCAUGGC
This is a messenger RNA of Mus pahari (shrew mouse), 389 nucleotides long. RefSeq names its product metallothionein-4. NCBI's taxonomy places the organism in Eukaryota, Metazoa, Chordata, Mammalia, Rodentia, Muridae. Bases 33 to 221 code for a protein of 62 amino acids. Gene Ontology annotation, molecular function: metal ion binding. The transcript has 3 exons. The record is from RefSeq and is a predicted model, not a curated record.